This is a messenger RNA of Homarus americanus (American lobster), 4237 nucleotides long. RefSeq names its product X-linked retinitis pigmentosa GTPase regulator-like. The transcript has 16 exons. The record is from RefSeq and is a predicted model, not a curated record. The coding region runs from base 46 to 1857 and encodes 603 amino acids. Lineage: Eukaryota; Metazoa; Arthropoda; Malacostraca; Decapoda; Nephropidae.
UGUGCGCUCAUCGAUCUUCUCCAGCCCGCAUUGUUUGGAUUGAAAAUGGCAGUGGACGACGACUUUGACAUCCCAGAUACUGGGGCUGUGUUUACUUUUGGCAAGAGUAGGUUUGCUGAUAAUGCGCCAUCAAAAUUUUGGAUAAAAAAUGAUAUGAUCAUCGAACUGGCAUGUGGAGAUGAACACACUGCAGUUAUUACAGAAAGUGGGCGUGUAUUUAUGAUUGGUAGUAAUGGCAUGGGUCAACUGGGUCUCGGCUCUACAAAACCUGUUAAUAAACCAUCUUGUGUAAAGUCUCUUAAACCAGAGAAAGCAUUGCACAUAGCUUGUGGAAGAUCACACACCAUAGUUUCAUGUGCAUCUGGAGCAGUGUAUCUCUGGGGCCAUAAUGGGGAUGGUCAACUAGGAACAGGUGAUAAGGAGGACCACACUUUCCCAGUUAAGGUACUGGACCUGGAGGCUCCUGCUGUAGCUGUGGCUGCUGGCUGCUUUCACUCACUUGUCCUAACAGAAAGUGGAGAGUUGUACAUCUGGGGCAGCAAUAGUGAAGGCCAGCUUGGACUUGAUGUCGAUGAGCAACUGACGCCUGCAUUACUAACACUCCCAGACCCUUUGAUUACCAUUUCUUGUGGAUACUACCACACUGUGGCUGUUUCUGCAUCAGGACAAGCCUAUACCUGGGGUGAGAAUGAACACGGAAAGCUUGGGUUGCCAGAAAGUCAGCUGCCCUUUCAUCGCCAACCUCAAGUAGUUUCAAUCCCAGAGAAGAUUACUCAAGUUGCUGCCGGUAGUGCACACACACUCUUCUUGUCAGAGGGUGGAACAGUGUAUUCAUGCGGGUCAGGCAGUAGUGGAGAGCUUGGGCAAGGUGGAGGGGAACUGCAGUGCUGGCAGCCACAAGAAGUCGUUGAGACGAACACUGGUGCUAUUGUGGCUAUUUCUGCUGGUGAUAAUCACUCAUCUGCCAUUACAGAUGAUGGGUACCUGCUGACUUGGGGGUGUGGACGCCAUGGCAAGCUGUGUCAGGGAGAGGAAAACUUUUCCUCGCAGUUCAUUCCAGUGACUGUCCGUCGUUUACGUCACAUCACUGUUGUUUUGGUUGGCUGUGGAGGCUGCCACACAAUGGUUCUGGGUUAUAGGCGCUCCAAUGAGGAAGAGUCCGCUGGGGAGGAGAACAGUUACCCAGUCCAUCAUUCUAUCAGUAGUAUGGCUCGGGCACGACGCAGAGUCACAGAUGUCCAGCCUGGUCCUAUUCCUACAGUAUUGGAUUCAAAAGGUGUUCUACCUCCAUUAAAAUCUGUUGGGUUACCACCAAUCAAACACACAGUGCUCCCGACAGUACCUGAUACUGAAGGUCCAGCACAGCUAGCUGAGGAAUCUCAAGCUGUUAAUGAUCCAAACUCAUGUGUAACUGACGACAACCAGGAGACUGUGGAGAAUGGAGUCAGCACAGAUGAGAGUGGUGUGUUGGAUGUUGAGAGUGAGGAGGAAGAGGAACACAGCCAGGAAAGUAAAGAGAAACUUCCUCCACCAGAAAAAAAAGGUGGUCGUUUUGCCCGGUUCUUUGGUGGUCUUGGACGGAAGAAAUCAUCAUCUGCCAUUAAGAGUAUUUUAGUUGUGGCCGAGGACUCGACUGAUGGUGUUGAAGUUGCCACUACAGAAGUACCAAACAAUGAUCACCCACUUGAGGAGGAUGCUCAAUUAGAAUCUAUUGGAGACCUAAAUAAUGAGGAAUCUGGGGAAGUAAUAAGAGAUGUGAUGGAGGCUUUUACAGCUUCAUCUGAGGAAUCUGCGACUAAUCCCUCAAGAGGAACAACCCCUGGCCAUAAACAGUCCAAGACGUGUAUCAUCUUGUAGAAGUGCCUGAGAUAUGGACUUGAAGCUCAACAAGGUUUACAACCAGUUAAGCACUGUACGUCGUAAAUCUGGUAGCGUUUGGGUAUUUAUUUUUAUUGUGUAGAAAUUUCAAUAAACUGAGCCAGAAGUGUAUCAGUUUGAUGCUGGUAAGUAUUUGCAUCACCAGGUACAGUUUUACCAGGUGGUUACAAACCAUUAGAAGUCAAUAAAAUAUAGAUUUUGACAUACAUGUCCCAAUAAAAAAAUUAUAUAAUUAGUAUGUAAAGCUAUUGUGUACCUCUGCUCAUUUCUCUCUCAAUACUCAAACAAGGUUAAGGCACAGAAGUCUCACAUGUAGGAUCACUGUUGAUAAUCUUUUUGUCUGUCCCUGAGUGUUAUCAAUGCCAUUUGCUAUGGUGGUAUGAAAUAUUGUCUUCCACUUGCAUCUCUUAUGUAUCUCUCACUUUGAGAUACUGUACUAAUACAAUUUAGUUUCCCAGCCUUGUGUUUGUCUAGUUUUGUUGAAUUUGGUCCCUUAUAUAGCUUAAACCUUUGUAGGCAUAUUGUUGAUCUUUAAGACCAUUUCCCUUUUUUUUCACACUUCUGUGUGACACAACCACUUCUAUAAUUUUAGAAAUAACACAGUACAAUACAGGGUGUCCCAAAAAAAUGUGCUCACUCUUUGACUGCCCAUUACUCUUAUAUUUUUUGUUUUUGUUUCAGGUGCGACUAACCCUAAAUAAUGUUAUUUUCUUUAAUUUAACUCAUUAGACUUGUAUCUAUGUCAAUAAACACCUAAAUCAAAACAAAAAAUAUAUGAGUAAUGGGCAGUCAAAGAGUGAGCACAUUUUUUUGGGACACCCUGUAUUUAGAUUGGUGUGACUUUAGCCCACAUGUGAUCCGAGCUGGAAUCUUCAGUGGAACACUAAGACAUACAGUAAUGGAAUUCAGAACUGGGUUUUUGAAGAAAAAAUAAAACCCAAGUCUUAAAAUUAUAUUAUAAUAACAAUUAACCUAACCUCAAUUGAAACAAGAGUAGGUAAUAAGUUUGAGAUUAAAGUACUUUACUUUAAAUGGUGUAUUCUGAUACUUCUGUUCACACUUAGGUAAUGAUUAGUGAGCUUAAGGGUAGGUAAAAUUGUUGACUCCAUUCAUUGUAUACAUAGAGAGCAGUCAGGUUUGUGUAACUUUAAAGCAUAUAAUAUUUUCCCAUUAUGUUUUAUGGCAUGUUAUUUCCUUAACAAACUGAAUUGACAUUUAAGAAUAAAUCAUUUGAAUCUCAGUCAGCAUAUAACAAGAAUGUAAGUUGACUUAAAGAAAAUUUAGGCUUCCAUGUAUAAUAUGAAAAAACAGCAUCAAAACGUUGAGUAUAGUAGUGACAUACAUUUAUUGCUGUGAUAUCAAGUGCAUUUUGUUAUUUGUCCCAAACAUUCAAGGCAAUGAUGUGUAUUAAUCUAUUUUUCAUACUACAAAGAAAUGAAGCUUUAAGCCCUUCACUACAGGGAUGCUGCUCUUAAUAUUUUAUUUGGCCAACAGUAGACUUAUUCAGCAGAGAGGGGACCUUGUACACAAGUGGUUAAACAGACUAUUAAACAUUUAUAGUUGUUUUAAACACAUGCACAAUUCCCAACAAAUUUAUAAUAGUACUGUACAGCCAUGAAGAUAACUUAAUUACCAGGGGUUUAAGGAGUAUAAUACAGUAUAAAAUAUGAUCCCUUAUGUACAAUAUUGGUAAAGUUUGUUUCGUAGCACAACCCAUACUGUUCGGUAGUUAUAAAGUACAGGCCACUAACACAAGCAGAGAUGUAUUUUCUGGGAGGGAUAUUGACUGAAGGUAGGCAGAAUGAGGAUAUGGAUGGGAGAUUAUGUAGUUUAUGGUAGAAUGGCCAUGGUAGGAGAAUGAUUAACACAGUAUGAGCCAUGUGACUGGGAGUAGAUCUGGGGAAACGAUGUACAGUUGGUAAGACAGAUUGAGUGAUUGUGUAUGCAGAAGAUUUUAAAUUUAGACACAGAGAAUGGGUGAAUGAAAUUAUUAUUAUUAUUAUAUACAGAUGGACAUACAAUAGAGUUAAGUUAUAGUUCUCAUUACAUGGUCACAUACUCUUCUGAGAAUGUUGGUAAUUAAAUGUACUGACCAUGAUUAGAUCCUUGAACAUCAUAAAAAAAAUGUUGCUACACUAUAGCUUAGUAAACACCAGACUCUACAGCAUAUUGGUAAAAUUGUAGUGCUGUAUUUCUAAGUUAAAUGAACAUCUGUUGAAGUUGUACUAAUAAUGGCCUUGUGUUAUCCUAGUCAUUCAUAACUCUCAUGUUGAAUAAUCACUUGUUCUAGUACAGUACAUUAUUUAAUUAGUUUAAGCAAGACUGUAGUUGUUGGUUAUUUUAAUAAUCAUUGAUGAAG